ACGCUGAUUGCUGAUUCGAGCAGCAAUAAAAUUGUUGCCUAGAAUUUAUAAAUAACAAAAUCCAAAUAAAAUGCAGCGCGAAGAGAAGCACUUUGAAAUGACGUUGGACGCAAUAUUGCAGCGUCUCAACGACUUAAAGUUAGCAGUGCUAUCCAUGAUACAAAAACUGGAAAUGGAGUACAUGGACAUCAAUUGGCCAACUUUCCUGGAUAACUUUGCCAUCAUAUCAAGUCAUCUGACUGGUCUGACUAAGAUUCUGGCCAAGGAGCAGUGUCCACCGCUUCGAAAUCGAACAGUGCUGCCGCUGCUCGUCUCAAUGGAUCGCGACGAAACGCUGGUUAACAUCACCGAAGGCCGUGUGCCAGUCUUUUCGCAUGAUAUUGUACCGGAUUAUCUGCGCACACGGCCCGAUCCCAUUACGGAGCAGAAAAUGCAGCAAAAUGAACAGAAGGCGGCCAAUCUAACCAACGAAGCGGCCAUGAAACAAGUAACUCAGUACAAUAAGGUGGUGUCCCACGUUCUGGAUAUGGUGAGCAAAGCUCGCGAGGAAUGGGAAAUUGAGUCCAGUUCACGCACGGGCAUCCAGCAGACAAGCAGCAUGACAGACACCCAGCUGCUCGUGGCAACUGUGGGCAUGGGCAAGGGACUGCAAUACAAGGCCAACUAUGGGCCAGGACCUGGUCCCGGCAUGAUGGUGCCACCGUCCAUACGCGGACCCACUCCGCCCAUGGGCGGCCCAUCCAUGAGUCCGGGCAAUGUACAACAGCAGCUGGGCAAGGCGCCCUCGGCCGUCAAGACAAACAUCAAAUCGGCCAACCAAGUGCAUCCAUUCUCUCGGUAGCAAAAUAUCAUAAUUUAUUUAUUGUUGCGCUUUGCGUUUGAAUACAACUCAGUAACAUAAUAAUAAUAAUAGUAGAUAUACAUA
Molecule: messenger RNA, 925 nt
Organism: Drosophila navojoa
Lineage: Eukaryota; Metazoa; Arthropoda; Insecta; Diptera; Drosophilidae
Gene: MED8
Product: mediator complex subunit 8
Biological process (GO): regulation of transcription by RNA polymerase II
Cellular component (GO): mediator complex; core mediator complex
Molecular function (GO): RNA polymerase II cis-regulatory region sequence-specific DNA binding; transcription coregulator activity
Source: RefSeq, a predicted model, not a curated record